UUUCGAACAGUAUGGCGGUGGUAUGUUUGACAACAAUAACAGAGAAAUGGAUACGGGACAGGUUACAAUUAAAAUAUCCUUAUCUCGGUGAUGUGCGCUCACUGAGCCUCACGGGGACGAGUGAGGAGAAGAUCAGGCGUCUAGGAAACGCUCUGAAUAACUUUGUCCGUCUAAAGUCUCUGGACCUGUCCUACAAUGCACUCAUCUCUGUCGAGGGGGUGCAACACUUGAAACUGCUGGAGAGGCUGAUUCUCUACUAUAACUGUAUACCUUCCCUUGAAGAGGUGAAAGUGCUGUUUGAGCUGCCAGCUUUGAGAGAGCUGGACCUCAGGCUCAACCCUCUGACCAAAAGUUGCCCAAAAUACCGCCUUUAUGUAGUGCAUGCCAUACCCAGCCUACGCAAGCUGGAUAGCUGUUCAGUCAGAGACACUGAGCGCAAAGUUGCCAUAAUGCAGUUCGCCUCUGACUCUGUGCCUCAACAGAAGAGCUUCCCUCUCAAUCAGAGUGAAAAUCUAAGCAGUCAAUCAAGACUGGCUUUAGUUGACCGCUUAACCAAGAGGCACUCUCUCCUGAAAGACACUAAUGAUAUUGUGUUGAACCAAAGUGAAAUGCUGUUUGACUCUGUUCACAAGGAGGCAGAAGAUUUGGCAUUGGAUUCCAGAAAGGAUGAAUCAGAAGAUUGUACAGAACAGAAAAGCUCUACUCCAAAGCAGGAAAGUGCUAAAUCUAUCCUCGGGUAUCCAUCCAAAAGAUAUGAUAACGCGAAGUCUAAAGUGUCACACAUGAAAGAAGCAUCUCAUAAAAAAAGGUCAGCUUCAUUAAAAGUGACUGAAAGACCAAAGGUGUCAUUUAGUCCCUUUGUAGAGCCUGGACAACAAACACACUUCCCCAGACAAACCAGACAUGUGGCCAAGGGACAUUUUACCCCAAAUCCUGAUCAGAGUCGCCCCCAUUCAUUCAUUAAUAUCAGACCUCCCAGUCCACGUCGUCCUGCUUUGGAUCUGUCUGACCCUUCAAACCCCAUCUUACACCCUCCAAGGUUGACCUACUCCACCUUCAACAAGACAGAAGGGGGCUCCAGCCUGCCCCAGCAAGCAGAAAAGAAAAGAAAGGGUAGUUACAGGAAACCCCUGGAGAUGCUCCUCAACCUCGUGGACAAACACUGGGGUGGAGAGAGACCUCUGCAUCAUAACAACAACUUCCUCUCUCAGGCAGCCCAGAUCCUCUCUAUGAUGGAAAGUGAUAUUUCCAAAAGGGAGGCUGAGGUCAGGACCUUAAGACGGGAAACUGAUGCCCUGAACCUUCGUGCAGCUGCACAACAGGAAGAGCACAAAGCUGAAGUUCAUAACCUCUCUGCUCAGCUGGAGGUCGCUCUCAGUGAGACUGGCAAACUAAAAGAGCAGCUGAGGAUUGUCUUGGAAGAGAAUGUCACUCUCCAGAAGCAGUUGAUGAAGUUAGAACGACAGUAUCUCAAGUCUGUGAUGAAAAGUUCACCUAUUACUCAGAUUAAAGAGGCUCAGACAGAAGUGGAGGAGCUGAGGAGAGAGGUUGAGGGACUGAGGGAGAAAGUACAGGAGGCUGACAAAGUCAAGGAACUGUCAAAUAUGCUGCAGGAAAGCCACAGGUCCCUGGUGGCUACCAACAGGUGUUUGCUAGCCAAGCUGAAGGGAAGUGGGCCACAUUAAGAUGAACUUGAAUGAGGGGCUGCACACUGGGAUGAAAACAAGACUGUGCUGAGUUUCUUUGUAGCAUUGUGCCUGGCCCAGCAGCUAAAGACUUUUUUAAAUAAAUUUUUAUUUAAUUUGUAAUAUCACUGCAGUGUGCAUUUGAUUUUUGUGUAUUAAUCUCCCAGACCCCUUUGAUAAAUGAAGUGCUUAUUUAUUACAAGAAAUAUGUAGGCUGUGUUUGCUUGAUGUAAACAGCACUGGGGAAAGGCAGUUCAAUUCAAGCAAGGUUGUGUAUAAGUGUAUGACAGGGCUGUUUAUAUUAACAAAUGAUUUUAGGUGAAAAAAUAUUAGUGAGGUCAUAGUGUACUUUCUGGUUCAGUGGCAAGUGAGUUUCUCUCAGCUGCUUUUCAUACCUUCUUUCUUUUUCUUUUAGGUCAGUUGUGUCUCCAGCUGCUUUGCACGCUGCAGUGGAAUGAAUAUGUCUAGAUUCCAGCUGCACUGUGGCUUUAUUUAUACCUCUGCCUUACAGCUGGAGAGCUGCACACACACACACAAGCACUUUCCUCUCACAAAGAGGUCCUGGUCCAGGUCCUGGCAAAUCACAUUAGGAUUUAACAUAAACUUUAAUGUAGCUUUUAUUUUUAUGUGAACAUUAUAGAUCACUGCUUAGUGUUACUGGUGGGGAGUAAGUGUUCCUGAAAAAAACAACAACAAUAUUGAUCCAUUAGCUGUACCCACUUAUGCUGGAGGUUUGUGGGGGAAGCUGAAGCUAAUCCCAGGUCAGGUUAUCACAAGGCUGCCAUAAGGGUAUAAAACACUGCAUUCUGACUGACACCCCAUAACCUACUCAGCAAUGGAUCUGGGUAUUCAUGUAUGUAUUUAUUUAUUUAUUUUCAAUAAUGCACUACAAAUCAUGAACACAUUAAGAGAUCUAAAGAACGUAAUUCAUGCAAUGGGGCACAAUAGUACAUUAAAAGUUAUUUAGGAAAAAAAAGGAAAGACAAUAUUGUUCCUCCACAUUAAAGGUGCACAUUAUUUGGUAUUAAGCACAGAAAACAGUUCAGAAUCAAGAUACUGCAGCAGACAAAAAUUAACACACUGAUAGCUGCUAGUUUUGAUCUGGUUGCACGAUUCUUCACCAGCUGAGGCAACAGGCAGCAUGUGACAACCACUGUUACAAUUUUGGAAAAAUAUUAUUCUAUAAAAGUAUAUUACUUGUUGGCAGUUUUCCAUUUAUUCCAUUACAUUAAACAUAUUCUGUGGAUGACAAUACCACAUAUUAAAGGUACUCAAAAUGUUUAUCAGCAGACAUAUAUAAUAACACUGGAGGAUAGCUGACUUUGUACAUGUACAAGCUGAUAUAUAUUGAUUGCAGGCAAUACAAGAUUUUAUCAUGUUGCCACAAUUUCUUCACUUGAUAUUUUUGGGGCACUAAAAUAAUUCAAUCUGUCCAGUAGUCUGUUCUCAUAGCAGGCACAGCAGUUCAAAUACAAUGUGUCAUCUAUAUGCUUCUGAAUCAAAUGCAAUAUACAUAACAUGCACAAAGUACAGCAAUACAGAGAAGAUAAAAACAUGAAGCCAGUGUCAUAAAUUACGUCAUGUGGCCACAACCUUUUAGAAUAUACACCAUCUUACCACAAAUAUAUUAUAACUACUGUAUAGAAAUCUGAUGAGGAAAUAAGUCAAAUGUUAAAUAUACAAUCUUGCACAAGUGAGCAUACCUAUUGCAGUUAGUCCCCUUUAGGCUUUAUUCACCAAUUCAAAAUGCAUGUUAACAAAAUGGUUUGUUUGUAAUUAGAUGCAAUAGGGUUUGAGUAAAGACAGUUUAAGAGAAAAAAGGGGAAAUCCUAUUAAUUUUGUGUUAAAUGCAGGCCCAAUUAAACGAUUUGCAUGGCAGGACUUUUGUUAUAUUUUACAUAUUCACAAAAACAAGAAGGUAUAGCAGAGGUAAAAUGUUUAAUCUGACACCUAACAACUGUAUUUAUGCAAAAUUUUGAAAACAAGUUCAGAAAAUUCUUAAUAUAUUUAUCGUGGUUCAAUUAUUCAAAUGACAGUGUCAACCUAUAAAAAUAUAAAAUUAAAGAUUUUAUAAAAACCUUAACAGUUGACAAGUGGGGAUGGCAGAUAAAUAAUAAACAUUGAAGAUGGAAUUCAUUGUUUAGGUUUUCAGAAGAGAUAAACACUGAUAUCUGCAUCUAAAUCCCAUGCCCAUUAUUAUCAGAGCUCAACAAAACAAAUUUAAAAAAUGCAUUUCUUCAGCUAAAUACAGGAAUAGAAACAUUUCCGUCAAACUGUGCAACACUGUAAAUUCAUUAGACUGUUCAAUUUUUGUUUUUCUUGGCAUGGUGUUCAUUGUUCUCAAUAAAUACAAUAUAAGGCCAUAUUAUAACAACAAAGAUUCAAUAUUCAUAGCAUUGCAGUUUCUCUGUUCUUUUCAGUGUUUGGCAGUACCUUUCUAUCAGAGAGGAAUGUACCAGCUGGUGAUGACUUUGUAAAAAUACAGCUCCAGAUCAGAAAAAGUUGGGACAGCAUGUAAAAUCAAAGUUAAAACUGAAAAUAGUGAUUUGCAAAUCAUC
Messenger RNA from Monopterus albus (swamp eel), 4243 nucleotides. RefSeq names its product centrosomal protein 72 (gene cep72). NCBI's taxonomy places the organism in Eukaryota, Metazoa, Chordata, Actinopteri, Synbranchiformes, Synbranchidae. Bases 12 to 1685 code for a protein of 557 amino acids. The transcript is spliced from 14 exons. Gene Ontology annotation, molecular function: protein binding. The record is from RefSeq and is a predicted model, not a curated record.